CACAACUUAUUAUUACUCUAAGAGAAAGAAGCUAUGGGUCUUAAAGGCAAGUUGAUUGCUUCAAUAGAGGUAAAAUGUGAAGGACACUCGAUUCAUGAUAUUGUUCAUACCAACACUCAUCAUCUACCCAACAUAAUCCCUAGCGUGCUCAAUCAUUUUGAGAUUCAUGAAGGUGAAACUAUAAAGGUUGGUUCGGUUGUUAGUUGGAAAUUUAAUCAAGAUGGAAAGGAAAUGCUUCUUAAAGAAAAGAUUGAAUCGAUUGACCUUGAAAAGAAAUCGACCACUUGGAAAGUGAUUGGAGGAAAUAUGUUAGAGUUGUAUGAUUCCUUUACUAUCAUCACAUCUAGUGAACAUCAGUGGACAACUGUCACACUUAUGUACGAGAAGAAAACUGAAGAUACCCCAGAGCCUCUCACACUCUUGGGUGUUUUCAUUAUUGGACUCAAAGAUAUUGAAAGUCACCUUCUCAAGUAAUAGAAAAUCUAUAAUGUUGAAUGGUUCUAUACAUUAUGUAUGUGUGUAUGUUCGUAUUUGUGUAAUGAAUAUUUGACAAUAUUGGCUAGUUUUAGCUAGCGUUUGAAAUAAAUAAUGUAAUAUAUUUGAAUAAUAUACAUAUUAUGUAU
Solanum tuberosum (potato) is the source of this 623-nucleotide messenger RNA. RefSeq names its product kirola-like. NCBI's taxonomy places the organism in Eukaryota, Viridiplantae, Streptophyta, Magnoliopsida, Solanales, Solanaceae. The transcript is spliced from 2 exons. Bases 34 to 474 code for a protein of 146 amino acids. Gene Ontology annotation, biological process: defense response. The record is from RefSeq and is a predicted model, not a curated record.